Molecule: messenger RNA, 1587 nt
Organism: Nerophis lumbriciformis (worm pipefish)
Lineage: Eukaryota; Metazoa; Chordata; Actinopteri; Syngnathiformes; Syngnathidae
Gene: kcnj15
Product: potassium inwardly rectifying channel subfamily J member 15
Biological process (GO): regulation of monoatomic ion transmembrane transport; potassium ion import across plasma membrane
Cellular component (GO): plasma membrane
Molecular function (GO): inward rectifier potassium channel activity
Source: RefSeq, a predicted model, not a curated record
CCACACUCUACUUCCAAUUCUUGUGUGCUAAAGUUCACUUAACACAAACAAGACCUGAAGUCUUCUACGGGUGCACUGUGGUGGACAACAGCAAGAAAAAAACACCUGAGAUCAGUGCUUGGACGAUGCAGAAGUGAAAGUGGGAGGUCCCUCUGAGACAAGCAGCGUGAUGGCGGUCAAGAAGGUGCGGCGGAGGAUCGUAUCCAAAGACGGACACAACCAGGUCCACAUCGACAACGUGGAGGGCAUGGUCAAGCUGUACCUCCACGACAUCUGGACCACGGUGGUGGACAUGAAGUGGCGCUACAAGCUCACUCUGUUCGCCUCCACCUUCGUCUUGACGUGGUUCAUCUUCGGCGUGCUCUUCUACUUCAUCAGCAUGGGCAAUGGGGACUUGGAGGCCACGCUGCCCUCCAACCACACGCCGUGUCUGGAGAACGUCAAGACCUUCACCGGCGCCUUCCUCUUCUCGCUGGAAUCGCAGACCACCAUCGGGUACGGCUUCCGCUACAUCACGGAGGACUGCCCGCUGGCCAUCUUCACGCUGGUGGCCCAGCUGGUCAUCACGGGUCUGGCCGAGAUCUUCGUCACCGGAGCCUUCCUGGCCAAGCUGGCCCGGCCCAAGAAGCGGGCGGAGACCAUCAAGUUCAGCCAGUCGGCGGUGGUGUGCCGCCACCAGGGCCAGCUGUGCCUGAUGGUGAGGGUGGCCAACAUGAGGAAGAGCCUGCUGAUCCAGUGCCAGGUCACAGGGAAGCUCCUGCACUCCAACGUCACCCAGGAGGGCGAGAAGACUCAGGUGCACCAAACCUCGCUGGACUUCUUCAUGGACUCGAGCAGCGAGUGCCCCUUCCUCAUCCUGCCGCUCACCUUCUACCACAUUCUGGACGAGCGCAGCCCGCUGGCGGACUUGACCGCCGACAACCUGCAGAGUCGAGACUUCGAGCUGCUGGUGACCCUCAACGCCACCAUGGAGUCCACCGCCGCCACGUGCCAGAGCCGCACGUCCUACAUCCCCCAGGAGAUUCUGUGGGGCUACGAGUUCAAGCCUGUGCUCUUCAGCACCCCCAGUGGCCGCUACGUGGCCGAUUUCAACUUCUUCGAUAAAAUGCAAGCGAGCGGCGAAGCCACCUUCCUCAACAACGCCGAGAAGCUAAAACUGGAGGAGGACUACAAGAAAUAGGGACUGAUGCUACGCCAGUUGAGGUCUAAAGGCUGGAAUGUACUCUGGCAUCACGUAGCUUGUGUGCCUUCUGGUUCGUUUAUAGCUCUUCUGCCGGAGCUGGCAAUUCUCUUGUGGACUAGCCUCCUCAAAGAGAGAGCUUCCUGUGUGUAGUCGUGGUUGUAGUAAACAAUGGCGUCUGAAGUGACAUCCAUUGGAGCUGGAACCUUUUGAAACAACGGUCAGUUUUAAUUUAUACAUUGCUUCGAAACCGGAAGAGAAGAUGUUUGCCAAGGUGAGCUGUGCAACCCCUGAACGAGUCGGGGUAAUCUUUGUAGUUUGGCGAAGAAGUCUUGUAUAAAUGCUAAUAUUUGUGAAUUUCCUCAAUUAAACGCCCCUCGAUUUGCUCUAUUGUUUCUAUAAAGGGA